Molecule: messenger RNA, 1440 nt
Organism: Bolinopsis microptera
Lineage: Eukaryota; Metazoa; Ctenophora; Tentaculata; Lobata; Bolinopsidae
Product: kynurenine aminotransferase-like
Exons: 7
Coding region: 41-1297 (418 amino acids)
Biological process (GO): biosynthetic process
Cellular component (GO): cytoplasm; mitochondrion
Molecular function (GO): pyridoxal phosphate binding; L-kynurenine:2-oxoglutarate transaminase activity
Source: RefSeq, a predicted model, not a curated record
AACUAACAAUUUCAUAAUUUAUAUAGAUAUCAUUUAAAAGAUGAAGUUAGACAGCACAGUGCCACCACCAGCAUCUAGACUGAGAAACUUUGGUGUCAAUCUCUGGGCCGAGUUCUCUUCACUAGCGAAUGAGCACAAAGCAACAAAUAUCGGACAAGGGUUCCCGGACUUUGUAGUCCCUGAGUUUCUGCAAGAAGAAGUCCGUAAAGCUGUGGCUAAACCCGCUGCUAACUGGUACACACGAGCCCAGGGGCACCCCCGACUAGUAAAGGAGUUAGCAACAGAGUUCUCUCCUCUCUUCAACAGGAACAUUAACCCUAUGACGGAGGUCAUGACUGCUGUGGGUGCUUAUGAAGCUAUCUACGCUGCUAUCACUGCUUUCAUCAACGAGGGAGAUGAGGCAGUAAUCAUUGAGCCCCACUUUGACUGCUAUGCUGGGGACAUGGAGCUGAGUGGUGGUAAAUUAGUGAGAGUACCACUGCGACCUACUGGUGACGAGAAGUUUGCCAAGAAUUGGAAGUUAGAUAAGGAAGAGUUUGAGGCGGCGUUUAGUGAACGAACUAAACUCCUGAUAACCACCACACCCCACAACCCUGUCGGUAAAAUGUUCACGAGAGAGGAACUGGAGUACAUUGGGUCCGUGUGUAAGAAACACAACGUAAUCAUCCUCUCUGACGAAGUUUAUGAGCGUGUGGUAUUUGACGAAAACGAACAUGUGCGAAUCGGUGGUUUACCUGAUAUGUGGGAGAGAACACUUACUGUGGGCAGCGCUGGCAAAACCUUCAGUGUUACCGGCUGGAAGAUAGGUUGGGCUCUGGGUCCUGCCAACCUCAUCUCUCAACUCCAACAUGUCUCCUCCUGCUCCACCUUUACCGCUCCCACCCUCCUUCAAGAAGCAGUUGCGGGUGCGUUCGAGUACGAGCGAGGCGUAGCCCAGACUGAUGAAUCAUAUUUCAAGUGGUUGUCAGCUCAACUUCAGAAGAACUGCCAGAUGCUGGCUGAUGCUUUUUCUGACAUAGGCUGCACCCCUGUCUGGCCUGAUGGUGGCUAUUUCAUGUUGGUGGACACGGCUACCAUGGGCUGGGAUUUUACAGAUCUGAAAACUGGGAGGUGCUACGAUGUGGACUGUGUCAAGUGGCUGACCAGGGAGUUCAAGCUGGCCACUAUCCCGAUUAGUGUGUUUUAUGGAGAUAAGAAUAGGCAUCUUGCUGCUAAAUAUAUCAGGGUGUGCUUUGCUAAGUCUGAUGGGACUAUCGAGAAGGCUUGCCAAAUUAUCCGAUCUUUUAAAAAGAAGUAAUUUUAUCUACUAAUUUUAGUAAUUUAAUAGUCUUGCUGGCCAAGAAGUCUUUAUCAAUUUAAUGUUCGGAUUAUUGUAUCUGUUUUAUGGGUUAAGAUUGUCCUAUAUGAUUUGCUAUUUUGAUUUAUUAUGUCAUCGCAAAA